AAGAACCUAAAAAAAGAUUUUAUAUAUCCUAGCUUAUCUCUAGCUACUUCUUCUAUCUUAUUUAUUAAUAAACCUAGAGAUAGCCUCUGCCUAUAUAUAAAUUACCAAGAACUAAAUAUUAUAUUAGUUAAGGAUUACUAUUUAUUACUCCUAAUUAAAGAAACCCUA
Aspergillus ochraceoroseus IBT 24754 is the source of this 168-nucleotide messenger RNA. RefSeq lists its product as uncharacterized. The transcript has a single exon. NCBI's taxonomy places the organism in Eukaryota, Fungi, Ascomycota, Eurotiomycetes, Eurotiales, Aspergillaceae. The annotation marks the transcript as partial. The record is from RefSeq and is a predicted model, not a curated record.